Messenger RNA from Paramisgurnus dabryanus, 2487 nucleotides. NCBI's taxonomy places the organism in Eukaryota, Metazoa, Chordata, Actinopteri, Cypriniformes, Cobitidae. The record is from RefSeq and is a predicted model, not a curated record.
GUUGUCUUUGUUUACCUUUUCUCUAUCUUUCUCUUCUCUGAACCCUGUUUUUAGGACAUUUUACAAAUAUUAUAGAUUAUUAGGUGACGUUUGCAGAGUUUUUAAAAGUUGAAAGCGCGCAGGAUUCAGCGCAUGCGCAGUGUGCUUCCGUUAGGCCCUUGUGCUGGAGCGGGAAUCCAUACACGGUGACGAGAGAGAAACUGUCAGACUGCAGCACAUCUCUCUGAUUAACAAAGCCGAAAAAGCCGGGCAACAUGCCUCGAGAAAUCAUCACCCUGCAGCUCGGACAGUGCGGGAAUCAGAUUGGCUUUGAGUUUUGGAAGCAGUUAUGUGCUGAGCAUGGCAUCAGUCCGGAGGGCAUUGUAGAGGAGUUUGCUACUGAGGGUACUGACCGGAAAGAUGUCUUCUUCUAUCAGGCAGAUGAUGAACACUACAUCCCUCGGGCUGUGCUCUUGGACCUGGAGCCCAGAGUCAUUCACACCAUCCUAAAUUCCCCCUAUGCCAACCUGUAUAACCCAGAGAACAUCUAUCUGUCUGAGCAUGGAGGUGGAGCUGGUAACAACUGGGCCAGCGGCUUCUCACAGGGGGAAAAAAUCCACGAGGACAUCUUUGACAUCAUCGACAGAGAGGCAGAUGGCAGUGACAGUUUGGAGGGGUUUGUGCUGUGUCACUCCAUUGCUGGAGGAACCGGAUCUGGUCUGGGGUCUUAUCUCCUGGAAAGACUGAACGACAGGUAUCCCAAAAAACUGGUUCAGACCUACUCCGUAUUUCCUAACCAGGAUGAGAUGAGUGAUGUCGUCGUCCAGCCUUACAACUCUCUCCUGACGCUAAAGAGACUGACCCAGAAUGCAGACUGUGUGGUGGUGUUGGAUAACACGGCUUUGAACAGGAUCGCUACAGACCGGCUGCACAUUCAGAACCCUACGUUCUCUCAGAUCAACCAGCUGGUGUCCACUAUAAUGUCAGCGAGCACAACGACCCUCCGUUACCCCGGGUACAUGAACAAUGACCUUAUUGGUCUGAUUGCAUCACUUAUUCCCACUCCCCGCCUCCACUUCCUCAUGACUGGAUACACACCACUGACCACCGAUCAGUCGGUGGCUAGUGUGAGAAAAACUACAGUUCUGGAUGUGAUGAGGAGGCUGCUACAGCCCAAGAACGUCAUGGUGUCCACAGGCCGAGACCGCCAGACCAAUCACUGCUACAUUGCUAUUCUCAACAUCAUCCAGGGAGAGGUGGACCCUACGCAGGUUCAUAAAAGCUUGCAGAGGAUCAGAGAGAGAAAGUUGGCUAGUUUUAUCCCAUGGGGUCCGGCUAGCAUCCAAGUAGCACUGUCACGCCGAUCUCCCUACUUGCCUUCAGCCCAUCGGGUCAGUGGUCUUAUGAUGGCCAAUCACACCAGUAUCUCCUCGUUGUUUGAGCGUACCUGUCGUCAGUACGAUAAGCUGAGAAAGAGAGAAGCUUUCCUCGAACAAUUCAGGAAGGAGGACAUAUUCAAGGAGAAUUUUGAUGAGCUGGAUAACUCUCGCGAGGUGGUCCAGCAGCUUGUAGACGAGUACAGUGCCGCCACACGUCCUGACUACAUUUCCUGGGGCACACAAGAGCAAUGAAAACACCCUAAAGCUCUUGAUCCAACAGAUUUAACAAGGCCGUAAACUGAUCCUGUCAUUCUACUAGCAAACUGCAGUAUUGAUGUGGUAAAUGCACCUCUCAACCAGAUAAUCAUGUUUAUAAGCCCAUCAUCACCAUCGCUGUACUGUUACUCCAGAGCUAUGUGUGUGUAAGAACUUUUUACAUAUGUAUAUACUUGUAAUUUUCAUCUGUUAACUGGCCUAUUGAUUAGUUCUUCAUAACCCGGUGCCUCUUUUUCACUCUUUGUCUGUCCUUUAUUUCUUGUUUAUUUUUCUUGGUCAGUCAGUUUAAUGCUCUCAAGUCUAUUUUUGUUAUGCACUCUUCUGCACAUCAAUGUCAAGGUGAUGCACAGUGGCCUGCUCACAAGCCUUCAUGACCACACACAUUUUGGGUAGAUAAGACUGGGUGGUCUUUGAUGAAUGUAACUGUAGGAGGGAGCGUGAAAGAUUAAGCUUCUUUGGAAUACAAGACUAAAAGUAGCUUAUGAGUACACAGUCUUACUCCCUCGUAUUCACGCAUGCAUGCUUUUAAACAAAAAGCACUUGCUUUCAGGGCAUAGACAAUGAUUGUGGGUGAAUAAUUUUUUUUUUCUUUUUUGAAACCACUUCUUGCAGAUUACACUAGAAGAUUAUCUUGAGUGCAUCAACAAUGUCAAGUGGUAUACUUAAAGACAUGCUCAAAUCAGUGAUGUUACCUCAAAGUAUGGCGAACUCAAUCAUUCACAUACUGUAACAACUCAAAUGCCUUGUGUUUCCAAGAUAUAUAUAUAUAUAUACACACACACACACACACACACACACACACACACACACACACACACACACACACACACACACACAUACUAGUGCUCGAUUU